Nothoprocta perdicaria is the source of this 1547-nucleotide messenger RNA. It is a transcript of the gene RAB3B, whose product is annotated as RAB3B, member RAS oncogene family. Gene Ontology annotation, biological process: regulation of exocytosis; protein localization to plasma membrane; protein secretion. Gene Ontology annotation, molecular function: GTP binding; GTPase activity. The transcript is spliced from 6 exons. Lineage: Eukaryota; Metazoa; Chordata; Aves; Tinamiformes; Tinamidae. Gene Ontology annotation, cellular component: synaptic vesicle; plasma membrane; endosome. Bases 232 to 891 code for a protein of 219 amino acids. The record is from RefSeq and is a predicted model, not a curated record.
UAUACUCACAGCAAAGCCUCCAUCUGUCUCAUGGAUUAUAGAUCUAAAUUGUGAGUGAAGUCCACGUUUGGAUGAGACUUGAUUAAAAAAGGAAAGUAUUCAGGCAAAUGCUCAGAGUAGAUGGGAAUUUUGUUCCCAAAGAUACCUGUGAGUCCAAGUUGAAGGAAAUAUUAACUUUGGAUGCUGGGGGAGAAAAAGACUUCAGCAUCCUUCCAGCCUCUGACAUAGCAGAUGGCUUCAGUAACAGAUGCCAGAUACAGGCAGAAAGAUACUUCAGAUCAAAAUUUUGAUUACAUGUUCAAACUCCUGAUCAUUGGCAACAGCAGUGUGGGUAAAACGUCCUUCCUCUUCAGAUACGCAGAUGACACGUUUACACCAGCCUUUGUUAGCACAGUAGGAAUUGACUUCAAAGUGAAAACCGUUUAUAGGAAUGACAAGCGAGUGAAACUGCAGAUUUGGGACACAGCUGGACAGGAGCGGUACAGGACCAUCACUACAGCAUAUUACCGCGGAGCCAUGGGCUUCAUCCUCAUGUACGACAUCACCAGCGAAGACUCGUUCAACGCAGUGCAGGACUGGGCCACACAAAUCAAGACUUACUCUUGGGAUAAUGCACAAGUGAUCCUGGUUGGGAACAAAUGUGACAUGGAGGAUGAAAGAAUUGUUCCUCUGGAGAAAGGGAAACACCUAGCUGAUCAGCUAGGUUUUGAUUAUUUUGAAGCCAGCGCCAAAGAAAACAUCAACGUAAGACAGGUGUUUGAGCGACUUGUGGAUAUAAUCUGUGAAAAGAUGUCAGAGAGCUUAGAAUCUGACCCUUCCAGGGGCACUUCUGGAAGGAGCAUGCGACUCACAGACAACCCACCCCCUUUGCAGCAGAACUGCUCCUGUUAGUGCCCUUUCUCUUUGAGAAAUGUCAUCCCCCUUUCCUGGUGAAAUUUCCUCUUCAUUUAUGGUGUUGCUUUAUCAUGUAGCGCAAAAGCAGGAGUCCCUGUUAUAGGAAACUGGUAUGUUUGCUUAAUGUCCCAGAGUGCUUAAUAUAUUUCCUCAUCCAAUAAUUUAACAAAAUUCUGAAUAAAUAUUGUAAGUGCACCUAGUGUUAGUGUGUAAAUUAUGUUGAACUGUAUAGUGUUGUAAACAUUAUUUCCACAGAAUUUUUUUUAUUGUUAUAAAUUAUUUUAUUGCAGACAGAAUUUUACUUCAACAACAGCAGGGAAUACAAGAGUACUGCUCUGUUCAGUACCUUGCCAUGCCUUGUUCUUUGUUUCUAGAGUCACAAGACCUGAGGAUCCUGCAGCUUUUUCACAGUAUCUUGCAGUUUUUUAUCUCUGUAGGUUUGGACCUGCCCUCUGCCACUCUCUGAUCAACUGUUUGAUGGAGAAUGUUUUGCAGGAUGAAGGAAAUGAGGUGUCUGUCACAGGCUUGGCUGGAGGCAUAAUCUGCAUGUAAAACUUGAAACAGCCCUUAUCUCAGACAGAUCAAAAUAUUUGGAGCCAAAAUGUAAGUGGUAGUAAAAACUACUGCUCUCAACCAAAAGCACUGAUGAACUG